Magnolia sinica is the source of this 2688-nucleotide messenger RNA. RefSeq names its product potassium transporter 5-like. Lineage: Eukaryota; Viridiplantae; Streptophyta; Magnoliopsida; Magnoliales; Magnoliaceae. Gene Ontology annotation, biological process: potassium ion transmembrane transport. The transcript has 8 exons. Gene Ontology annotation, cellular component: membrane. The coding region runs from base 44 to 2401 and encodes 785 amino acids. The record is from RefSeq and is a predicted model, not a curated record. Gene Ontology annotation, molecular function: potassium ion transmembrane transporter activity.
AGUGCUCUCUCUCUCUCUCUCUCUCUCUCUCUCUGAGACGGAGAUGUCGAACGUCGUGGAUGGAGCGUCGGAAGAUGUAAAGGAAGAGACGGAAACUCCAUCACAGGAAAUGAAGGAGAGAAAAUACUCAUGGGAGAGGUUGCGUAGAUAUGAUUCUUGGGACGUUGAAACAGCUAGAGUGUCUGGUUCUAGAGGCCAUGGUUCCAAGAACUGUGAUUGGACGAUGAUCCUACAACUAGCCUUUCAAAGCAUUGGAAUUGUGUACGGUGAUAUCGGCACAUCUCCUUUAUACGUCUACUCCAGCACCUUCACCAAGGGCAUCAAUCACAACGAUGACAUUUUGGGUGUGUUGUCCUUGAUCUUCUAUACCAUCACCUUGAUCCCCUUGAUCAAGUACGUCUUCAUCGUCCUCCAUGCGAAUGACAAUGGCGACGGUGGGACAUUCGCAUUGUAUUCACUGAUCUGUCGUUACGCAAAGGUCAGUUUGCUUCCAAGCCAGCAAGCUGAAGACACAAACGUUUCCAAUUACCAGCUUGAAUUGCCAAGCAAUCGUCUUCGCCGGGCAUCGAAGCUGAAAUCGACGUUGGAGAAGAGCUCAUUCGCAAAAUAUCUUCUGUUAUUCGUGACCAUGCUUGGAACUUCCAUGGUGAUGGGCGACGGAGUCCUCACUCCAUGCAUCUCAGUCUUGUCUGCUGUGGGUGGGAUAAAGAAAGCUACAAGCGCCAUGACUGAAGGAAGGAUUGUGGGGGUAUCAGUUGGCAUCUUGAUCUGCCUAUUCUUAGCUCAGAGAUUUGGAACUGAUAAGGUGGGCUACACUUUUGCGCCAGUCAUCAUCGUGUGGUUCCUAAUGAUCGGCGGCAUCGGCAUUUUCAACUUCUUCGAAUACGAUCCAUCCGUUGUCAAGGCCAUCAAUCCAAAAUACAUCAUUGACUAUUUCAGGAGAAACAAGAAAGAUGCAUGGAUUUCUCUUGGCGGCGUUGUCCUCGCCAUCACUGGAACUGAGGCGAUGUUUGCCGACGUUGGGCACUUCACAGUCCGUUCUGUACAGAUAAGCAUGUGCUCGGUAACUUUCCCGUCUCUCAUUUUAGCAUAUGCAGGCCAAGCAUCGUAUCUUCGUUUGCACCACAGCCACGUUGGAGAAACAUUCUACAAGUCCAUACCAGAGCGUUUAUAUUGGCCCAUGUUCGGGGUGGCUGUCUUGGCGUCGAUCAUCGCCAGUCAGGCCAUGAUAUCCGGUACCUUCUCCAUCAUCCAACAGUCCCUAUCGCUCGGCUGCUUCCCUCUAGUGAAGAUCAUCCACACAUCCUCCAAGUAUGAGGGCCAAGUCUACAUACCUGAAAUCAACUACCUGCUCAUGUUUGCCUGUGUCGCAGUUACUGCCGGAUUCAAGACCACCGAGAAGAUUGCCAAUGCAUAUGGGAUUGCCGUUGUGUUCGUGAUGACUCUAACAUCUGCAUUGCUAGUGUUGAUAAUGGUGAUGAUAUGGAAGACCCACAUCAUCAUUGUGAUCUUAUACGUCUUGAUCAUCGGCUCCAUCGAACUCUUCUACCUCAGCUCCGUCCUUUCCAAAUUUGAUCAAGGUGGCUACCUCCCACUAGUCUUCGCCGCAUUCCUUGUAUCUGUAAUGUUGAUUUGGAACUAUGUAUACCGAAAAAAGUACAUGUAUGAGCUCGACAACAAGGUCUCGCCAGACAAGAUACGGGAGAUCGCCACUGACCCCAACUUCCGCCGCUUGCCGGGGAUUGCACUCUUCUACUCUGAGCUUGUCCAAGGGAUCCCUCCCAUCUUCAAGCACUAUGUCGCCAACGUCCCCGCGUUGCACUCUGUGCUAGUGUUUGUAUCAGUCAAGUCACUUCCCAUUAGCAAGGUCCCACCUGAUGAGCGGUUCCUAUUCCGCCGCGUGGGCCCAAGUGAGUUGGCAGUGUUCAGGUGCGUGGUGCGGUACGGAUACAAGGACGUGCAGAAUGAGCGUGGGUCGUUAGAACGAGCAUUGGUGGACCGCCUGAAGGAGUUCAUCAGAGAUGAAACAUGGGCUCAGCCAAUGGAAGUGUCCCACCAUGAUGGGGAGAAUGGUGGUGCAACACCAAUGGUGGUGGGCCACCAUGAUGGGGAGAAUGGUGGUGCAACACCAAUGUUGGGCCAUGAUGGUGGAAUUGACGGUGUAGAUGAAGAGGAAGAGAAGAUCAGAUUGGUGGAGUUGGUGGAGAGAGAGAUGAACGAAGGAGUAGUGCAUUUACUAGGAGAGAGUGAGGUGGUAGCGAGAAGAGGAAGUGGUAUUGGGAGGAGGGUUUUGAUAGACUAUGUUUACAAUGGCCUGAGGAGGAAUCUGAGGCAAAGGGAUGAAGUUUUUGAGAUUCCUCACAAGCGUUUGCUGAAGGUGGGAAUGACUUAUGAACUUUAGGAAGAAAAUUUAAAUGAGUGCUUCCCAUGAUCUGGGCCGUUCCUUAAGUGGGUCCCUUCGUUAACGUACGGUGACCUGAAAACUAGGCUAGUUUGCUAAUCAGGUAGGCCACAUGUGCAUUAGUCGAACUUGCAUUGCAUGGUCUGUGGAGUGGAAUAAGUGAAGAAUCUUAUGUUUUAUAUAUACUCUCUCUGUGUGUCUGGAAGAAUCAAAGCUUAUGUAAAAUAGCUGAAACUCAGAAGAUUUGUUAGCUGUGAUGAAAUAUAUGAAAUAUGAGGAUAUGAUGA